AUCUCCGACCCUUACGUACCCUUUCCCGUCCCCUGAAACAAAAACACUACUACUACUACUACUACUACUGCUACUCCCACUUCAUCCGUACAAUGUCAACAACCACCAAAUACGGCGCGAUCAUCAUCGGCUCCGGGCAGGGCGGGACACCGCUCGCCCGGGCCCUCGCGGAAGCAGGGUACAAUACCGCGCUGAUCGAGAGGGAACAUAUCGGGGGCUGCUGCGUGAAUGAUGGCUGCACGCCGACCAAGACGAUGAUUGCGUCCGGACGAGUCGCGCAUUUGUCGCGUCUGGGCCCGGAGUAUGGAGUCCACAUGGCGGGGCCGAGUAAGUCGGUGAGGAGGAACGAGGUGACGAUUGACAUGACGAAGGUGAGGCAGCGGAAGCGCGAUAUAGCGAGCUUUGUGGGCGAGCGGACGUUGAAUGUGGUGAUGGGGGAUGGGAGUCAGAGGGUGGUCAGUGGGGAGACGAUCGUCAUUAAUACCGGGUGUCGACCGGUGGUUCCGCCGCUGAAGGGGCUGGAGAAGGUGGACAGACCGAGAAUCCUGGAUUCAACGUCCAUCAUGGAGCUUGGGGAGGUUCCUGAGCAUCUGGUUGUGGUCGGGGGUGGGUAUAUUGGGGUCGAGUUUGGCCAGUUGUUCCGGAGGCUUGGGGCUAGGGUUACGAUCGUCCAUCGCGGAGGGCAGUUGCUUCCGCGCGAAGACAAGGAGUUGGCUGAUGCGCUCCUGGAUAUUUUCCGCGAGGAUCAUAUUGCGGUGCAUCUGGAGACAACGCCGACUGGGGUUUCGUCGGGUGCGAAAGGGUCGUUCGAUGUAUCCAUCAGGGAUAAGUAUGGAGAGGCGGUGUUGAAGGAUGCAUCGCAUAUCCUGUUUGCGGCAGGUCGAGUCCCGAAUACUGAGCGGUUGAACGCUGCAGUGGCAGGGGUGAAAACAGAUGCAAAGAGAUAUGUCGUCACCAACGAAUUCCUCGAGACCUCCGCUCCGGGAAUCUAUGCCAUCGGCGAUAUUAGGGGCCCACCGGCUUUCACGCAUAUAUCCUAUGAUGACUUUCGCGUUCUUCGGUCAGCUUUGUUGCCUUCGCCCCAGACUGCCUCGAAGCUAUCGGUGAAAGACCGCCUGGUGGCCUAUGUGGCAUACACAGACCCACAAUUUGCCCAUGUUGGGCUGCAUGAGCAUGAAGCGCGAGAGAAGUUCCCUGAUCGGACCAUUCUGACUGCGCAGAUGCCCAUGACUUAUGUGGCAAGGGCACUGGAAACGGCAGAGACAAGAGGCGCAAUGAAGGCCGUGGUAGACGGAGACACGGGACAUAUUCUGGGAUUCUCUUGCCUGGGCGCUGAAGGGGGAGAGUUGAUGAGUGUGGUGCAGGUGGCGAUGAUUGGCAACCUUCAUUAUCAGAAACUACAGGAUGCAGUCCUCGCACACCCGACGUUUGCUGAGAGUCUGAACAACCUCUGGGGGUCUUUGAGAUGAUUUCGUUUCUGACCAAACUGUGUACAUGCUGCUGUUAGGCUAAUAUGGUAAUCUGCGGGUAUGGGUAAUGGUUGAAUAGUGCGUACAGAGGGAUUUUGGAUUGAAUAGCUUCG
Messenger RNA from Aspergillus heteromorphus CBS 117.55, 1582 nucleotides. Its product is annotated as FAD-dependent pyridine nucleotide-disulfide oxidoreductase. NCBI's taxonomy places the organism in Eukaryota, Fungi, Ascomycota, Eurotiomycetes, Eurotiales, Aspergillaceae. The coding region runs from base 93 to 1469 and encodes 458 amino acids. The transcript has 2 exons. The record is from RefSeq and is a predicted model, not a curated record. Gene Ontology annotation, molecular function: NAD(P)H dehydrogenase (quinone) activity; flavin adenine dinucleotide binding.